This is a messenger RNA of Trypanosoma theileri, 303 nucleotides long. RefSeq lists its product as uncharacterized. The coding region runs from base 1 to 303 and encodes 100 amino acids. Lineage: Eukaryota; Euglenozoa; Kinetoplastea; Trypanosomatida; Trypanosomatidae. The transcript has a single exon. The record is from RefSeq and is a predicted model, not a curated record.
AUGAUUUUAGCGAAGAAGAAUGGCGCACCCCCGAAGCCUGUUGAGAGUUUUGCGUUUUUUUCUUUUCCCGUCUCUCUACAAACGGAUGGGCAUACAACUAUUGCUCUCUUUUCUCUUUUUGGGACUGCAGAGCAAUGCCCUAACCCAUUUGGCGUUGUGUCCACUCUACUGUGUGUGUGGGCAUAUUCUUUUCCACAUUGCAAUAGAAGCGACAACGAUGCUGCCGCUAUACUAUGGUGUAACUCCUUUGGUGUAGUUUGUAUUUUUCACUUGGGUUGUGUUUUUCUUGCGCGCAGGGUGUGA